AUGAGCACAUGCCAAACACCCCCACUUGGACUCCAGCUCGGGCACCGGGUAAGCUGCCAGACCCCUAUGGCCUCCAGCAGCACCAGCUCCCCAUCCCCUCAACACAGCACCAGACUGCACAGUCCCUGUGGGCCUCAGGGCAACAUCAGUACAACACCGGGUGAACAGCCAGGGCCUGCAGCUGGAGACACAGUGGCUGAGAAGAACCCUGGACUCACCAAAAAGCAGAAGGAAGGAGUCAAGACUGAAAAUGAUGACCACAUUAAUUUGAAGGUAGCAGUGCAAGAUGCUUCGGUGGUGCAAUUUAAGAUGAAGAGGCACACAUCACUUGGUAAACUAAUGAAAGCCUAUUGUGAACCCCAGGACACACCUGUGAAGUUGGACAUGGAGGAUGAAGAUACAAUUGAUGUAUUCCAGAAUCAGACAGGAGGCGCUUACUAA
Molecule: messenger RNA, 441 nt
Organism: Vombatus ursinus (common wombat)
Lineage: Eukaryota; Metazoa; Chordata; Mammalia; Diprotodontia; Vombatidae
Product: small ubiquitin-related modifier 2-like
Exons: 3
Coding region: 1-441 (146 amino acids)
Biological process (GO): protein sumoylation
Cellular component (GO): nucleus
Molecular function (GO): ubiquitin-like protein ligase binding; protein tag activity
Source: RefSeq, a predicted model, not a curated record